AUUUAACUCUAGUACAAAAUCAGCGCUGAUCGUGAGGUUCAGCUGUGCUAGGGGCUUGCCUCCAGAACACGAUUCGUUUUCUCGGAUUCGCGUCAAGUCCCGCAUGCGUAGAAGGUGGCUUAUGUCUAGUGCCUAGACUCCGAAUCCAAAUGGGUCGUCGUCCAGAAAAGAGAGACCGCCGCUACCAAUGCGGAGAGACGUGAGUGCACUGGCGCGGGAGAGGAAGAAAGAGUGAGAAGGGAGCCGGGGCUGUGAACCUGGGGAGAAAGAGAAGAAAGACACACGGUCGGUCGGACGACGGACGGGAAGGCAUGACGCCAUGUUUUGAUGUCGUCAUCCCCCCCCAAACGCACUUCACUCCGCUCCGUUCCACUUGUGUUUUCCGUCGCGCGGCCGUGCUCUGAGCCGAGUAGUUUAUUUUCCGUGUCCUCUCCGCUAAUCGAAAUUGGAUGCGAUUCCCAAUUCUACGUAAUACCCGUGCGUUUGCACGCGCCAAGCGUUGCUCAUCAUCGUCCUUCUUGAUGUACGGGAAAGAAGUCGAGAAGCGGAGAGGCUCCGCGAGCGUCUUCUACGUGGUGUUGGUGUCCUAGUGCUCGCGCGCCAACGGGACUCUGGGCGGUUACGUCACGUACGAAGCAUUUUUACACGAUCAGCUUUACUCUACUAAAAUAAUGGAAUUACGGUUGCAUUCUCCGGCUGGAGCUGAGCCCAUUAUCUAUCAGUGGCCCCUUACCUCUGGGUCAGGAUCAGAUCGACAUGAUGGAGCUGUUGAUGUUGUGGAAACGAUGCGAUGGGUUUGCGAGGAUCUACCCGACUUGAAAAUUCCUCUGGAAAACAAUAUUCUUUGUAAUUAUGAUACGCAUAACUUUGAGAGCAUGAAAAAUUUAUGCGACAAAUUUAACAGAGCUAUCGAUAGUCGGGUUCAGUUGGAAAAAGGUACUAGUCUGCCAAUGCAAAGACUGAAUAAAAAACCGAGCAGAGGCUUGCUUCGUCAUAUACUUCAGCAGACGUAUAAUCAAGCGGUAGUGGAGCCAGACAAAUUAAAUCAGUAUGAACCCUUUUCGCCAGAAGUCUAUGGAGAAACGAGUUACGAACUUGUCUGCCAAAUGAUUGAUCAAAUUGAUGUUACCGACGACGACGUAUUUGUUGACCUAGGUUCUGGCGUUGGUCAGGUAGUUCUUCAAAUGGCUGCUGCUACCGCAUGUAAAAUUUGCAUUGGUGUUGAAAGAGCCGAUGUACCAUCGAAAUAUGCACAGAGCAUGGAGUAUAAUUUUCGCAAGUGGUUAAGCUGGUAUGGUAAGCGAUGCGGAGAGUAUCGGUUAGUUAAAGGAGACUUUCUUGCCGAUGAACACCGUGAGAGUAUAACAGGCGCCACAAUAGUUUUUGUAAACAAUUUUGCUUUUGGUCCGACGGUAGAUCACCAGUUAAAAGAGCGGUUCGCCGACUUAAGAGAUGGAGCACGGAUUGUUUCAUCAAAGUCUUUUUGUCCACUAAACUUUCGCAUUACCGACCGUAAUCUUAGUGAUAUAGGAACAAUUAUGCAUGUGUCAGAGAUGUCCCCCUUGAAAGGGUCUGUGUCAUGGACUGGUAAACCUGUGUCAUAUUAUCUCCAUGUUAUCGAUAGAACAAAACUAGAGAGAUACUUUCAUCGACUGAAGAAUAAUAAGACCGGGGCAAUUGACAUGGAACAAUCUGAUUCUGUGAUAAGUAUCACUGCCAGCAAUAGUAGUAGAACAUCGAGUAGAGGUGGUGAGAGGGCUGACAGAGCGAAAAGAGACCUUUCUAGGCAACUUGAUAGCCCUAAUCACUCUGAACAGUUAGGUACAAACAGCGAUUCUGACUUAGAAGAAAAUAGUAUAAAGAAUCGCCGACAGCCUUCUAAGCUUGGUAGAAAAUUAAAUCGAAAAGCCACCAAUGGAGUACCCAGGCCUCCGCCGAGAGGUCGACAAAGAGGCAGAGGCGUAAAGAAAACUAAACCCAAAAAGGCUAUCAAUAUUUCGGGAUUAGAUUUACUACACAGCCAAACUCUGCUUAGUACAUCGCCUCAAGCACUUGGAAAAAAACCACCUCCGGCACCCGGAUGUGUCGAUCAACACCUUUCUUCCCUUUCUCUUGCUCUUCAGCCACAUUCUACCUCUGUUCAUGAAGAACUCAGUAUACCUGCAGCCCCUUCUGCCACCCCUUAUGCUCUUCAAAUUCUUCUCGAUCUUUAUAGGGACCAAUUUAUGGCAAUGUUAGAAUCGAUGAGAACGCCAACGUAUCGAGUAUCGGUAAAUACAGACAUUGCGAAGGAACGAGAAAGAAAUUCAAAACUGCAAUCAAGAGCUGCUCAGCUUGAAAAACAGAUAAAAGUAUUGAUUGACGACAGCGUAGCAUUACUAAAAGCUAGGAUGACAGAAUUAGGAAUAAACGCUACAUCACCUGGUGAUUUGUUAGCUAAGGCCAAGGAGAUUGUCAUGAGACAUAAGCAAUUACAAGCCAAAGCGAGUAAGCUUCAAGCUCAAGUGUCAUCUAUGGAGGCUGAACAGUCUAGACUCACAGCUAUAAGGCAUCAGGAGUUGCAAGAGAAGUACAACAAUCACACCAACACCAAUAGCGUUUCCAAUCCACCACAAUCUCUCACGCAAGACUAUAUUUUGAAAGAAAUUUCAACCACAUUAUCACAGCGCAAGAGGCUGCAUUCCCAGGUGUCAAAACUUCAACAUGAAUUGAGUGUACUAGAGCGUGCGAGUAAUGAGAAACCAUCAGUACCGAUAAUUCAACAACAGCAGCGUGAAGUGGUUGGAUCGAAACAUCAACAAAAUCAGCACGAACCACUACAAAACAAGACUGCAUCAUCACGGAAAAGUAGAGAAGGACGAUCUAGGUCUCAGGAAUGGCCUGAUGUUCCUGAUAUAGCAAAGAUUCAGGAGAAUAAUCCUGAAAUUUUAGCCCAAAAAAUCUUAGAAACAGGGAGACAAAUAGAAGCUGGUAGAAUACCAAAUAGACCAAGUACAACUACAGCACCCACUGCCAGGGCAAGACUGCCUCAAGCUACUCUCAGCUUCUCUUCUCCCUCUGCUUCCAUGCAAUCUCAAGUUAAUGUCAGAGAAUCGUCAAACAAAGCCCAAGAACCUCCGAGAGUAGCUAAUUUUGAAGAUAGAUUAAAAAGUAUCAUUACAAGUGUUCUAAACGAGGAUCAGCAGAAUAGAAGUAAACAGUUACAGCUCCAAGUACAACAGAUGCAGCAGCAAGCUGAGCCAGAGAGAAAACGUGUUGCACUGCCACAGAAUGUGACUACUCCUGAUUAUACACAGGUUUCUCCGGCAAAGUUGGCACUUCGAAGACAUCUAUCUCAGGAGCGACUGUCCUCUCAUUUAACCACUUCAGAAAGAUCUGUGAUCGAUAGUCGGCAAUCUACACAUGACGGUCGAAUAGCAGGAGGACCAGGAGUAGGAAAUGGGGGUACAACCGGAGGAGGGGGGGGAGGGGGUGGAGGAGGAGGAGUAGGAGCGGGAGGUGGUGGCGGCGGUAACGGAGGGGCUGGUGGAGGAAUGCUCGGCACACGGACAAUUGGCGAUCUAGUGAGUGGUGAGAUUGAGCGAACACUUGAGAUAUCAAAUCAAACUAUCAUUAAUGCUGCGGUGGACAUGAGCGUUAUGGCCCGAGCAGAGGCAGUCUAUUCUCCAAUUAGCAGACCCGCAAGUGCCGAAGGUGAUGCGGGACUAGCAACUUUGGCACAUGUUGCCAGUUACGCUCCUAAUCCGACCCCAACAACUAGUUCUACUCCCAUUACUGCCACACGAUCAUCUGUACUAUACACCCCCACCACGCAACCUCAGAGGUAUACGCCCGUCCAGCUUCCUAGAGCGGAUAUCAAGCCUUACCAUGAGUCUUACUUUACUGACAAUCCAUCUCAAGUCCCCACACAGUCCCACCCUUCUAUCCCAAUCCAAUCGUCUCAAGCAGCCACCAAUGGAGAAUUGCUACCUGUGGAGGGGUUGGCUGCUUCUCUUCAUGCUCGGAUACUGAAUAACCACAAUACCACCACUAGUAGUGUUAAAAGUGAACCAACAGUUGUUAGUAGUCGAAGGUAUCAACCGUACCCACGUUACGCAAGUGGAAAUAGCAGUAGUAAUGGCAGCGCUGCACUGUCUCAGUCACAUUCAGUAGUAUCGAUCAAAACUGAAACACCAAUUUCAUCUGUAAGCACAAGCGGUGCGCCUCUGAGCCCGUUGGUGGAACCUCAUUCUAAUACGUCUACACCCCUGGUUGACGAACCACAAAUGACAACACAAAGGCAAAGAAAUGCAGCAGGGGAUGAUGAUGGAGAAGCUGACUGGCAGGACCGAAUCACCUCAGGGUUCGACCGAUUGGUUGCAUUUGCCUCCACUGAAUUGGACAAGCGUAGGAGGUCAACCGAAGGAGUAAAUACCAGCCCAGACAGCGGUUUGGGGUCCGACAGUACAGUUACUGGUCCCCCACCUAUAGUUCCCUCUCCUGACGAGGCUCUUGGCCCUCCCCGAACACCUUCACCAACAAGUCCACGUCCCCCAAAUCCUCCAACCAAUAGUAAUAGUUCUUCGGUCCCUCUUAAAUACCAGCGACAGCAACCCGAUCCUGAACGGCAUCACUUUAAAAAAAAGUUUUUCCACAGAGAUUGGAAUAAUUCAGGGGGGACAAGUAAGUUUCGCCCCAAAGGAAAAGACUGGGACUGGCAUAAUUCUGGGCAAUGGCCUCCUAAUGGUGAUCAGUCCUAACCCACCCCCUAUGAGCCCACCUGUUAUAACUGAAGUGCUUUCUACAAUAACAAUCCGUGAUCAAUUAUGCAGAUUUAGAUUGACUUCUUGAAAAUAUCCUACUUAAAAUCAACAGUGUCUGUUACAUUUUUGAAUUUUAGAUAAGGGUGAUCCUUAUUGGUAAAUGUCGGGCUGAACUUUGAAUUGGGUCUUUGUGUCAAAAUUUUUCUUGUGGUUUAAUUAAAUCAUUGUAUUUAGUAGACAAUAAUCAAAGUUUCCUACUGUUUCUAUGUUUAUUUUUUUUCCAAAUAGAUAAAUCACACAGAAGUUAUUAAGUGUUUUAGGUCUGUUGUGGCGUCACAUUGUUACAUAAUUUUCAAACUGCCUCAACUUCGUUAAUUUGGAAGAUAUUUAUAUAAAAAAAUAACUUCAAAAUGGAGUGUGAUAGUGAUCUAUCUUUAAUCCUUAUGUGGGACACCUCACGCGUAAGAAGUAUGAAACAAAUUUGGAUCAAUUUUACCCCAGUCUUAGUAAUCGUUGUCUACUUAAGAAAAUAUUUAAUCAAAUGUCUUGAAAAAAUUCUGAAGUACCUUCCAGAAAUUAGUUUUGCCGGCAGAUAGUAUAUUCCAAGAAAAGUUUAUUGCUAAUUGUAAAUAAAAUUAGCCAACUUUUAAAGGCCUCCAUAGACUGUUGAAUUUGGCAUGGAGUUGAUUUCACCACAGGGUGCCAUGUAAGGAUUAAUAUUUAGAUUCAAUAUCCCAUUAUCCAAGUGAGUUACUCUUACUUCCCAGGUCCAACGGUCAUCGAUGAGCAACUUUUUUUUUCAUUUUACCGUUUGCAUCGACAAAUGUCACUAUAUUUAUAGUUCCUAGUAUGUACAGAUCAAUGAAAAUUUAGUAAUUCCAAGAAAGCCCGAGAAUUUAAAAUUGCUCAACGAAAAUAGAAAUAUCACAGAACUUCAUUAUCAAUCAGAGGAAAAAUAAACCCUAUCCGCUCUCAGAAUGGAAAAUAGUUAUUUACCUUUGGCGAUGUCAUACAAGCUGAGAGUUUAGAAAUUUUGCC
Messenger RNA from Diprion similis, 5780 nucleotides. It is a transcript of the gene gpp, whose product is annotated as histone-lysine N-methyltransferase, H3 lysine-79 specific. Gene Ontology annotation, cellular component: nucleus. The transcript is spliced from 11 exons. The record is from RefSeq and is a predicted model, not a curated record. Gene Ontology annotation, molecular function: histone H3K79 methyltransferase activity. NCBI's taxonomy places the organism in Eukaryota, Metazoa, Arthropoda, Insecta, Hymenoptera, Diprionidae. Gene Ontology annotation, biological process: DNA repair; regulation of transcription regulatory region DNA binding; DNA damage checkpoint signaling. The coding region runs from base 672 to 4739 and encodes 1355 amino acids.